CUCUUACCUGUAAUGCAGCACGGCUUCCAGAACAUGGGAGGGCAUACAAAAAUCUUGCUAAAUUGGAUGUUUGAACAGCUGUAAUAUUUUACGACAUGGAGGCCAUGUGUAACUCAUUCAUACCACUACAGAGUUUCCUGCUGUCUUUUUCUGUGGGCCCUUGGAAUUGUGUAUAGAGUGCUGUAGCUGUCGGUGUGUUGAAUGAUAGCUCCACUUGUAUUACUGAAACUCUUAAAGCCAGCAGCAGCUUGGACCACAAGUGGUACAGGGCCAGUUAGUGAAGGGCUUCCACCAUAAUCAGCUGUGUGUUCAUCAUAUAUUUAUUACUGGGUCCCCAAAUGUUAGCCCAUGAUUUACAGUGUAAGAAGGGCUUAUCAUUGUUAGAUGAAACAAUGAUCUGGAUCCACUGAUGGAAUUCAAACUUGGUGAUGGUUGAUUACUAGUUUGACAUCCUGAUAAGUUAGUUAUUUUUACCUUGAUGGGGGAAAACUUUGUGACCAUUGGGCACAUAAAAAAUCAAUGUUGCUUCCUUCUUACAUAAAAAAAAAUUUAAUUUUCUCUGCAACCAGCAAAUCCUUCUGUAUUGAAUCAGGCAUUCCUAAUUCAAGGUGAUUUCCUUGUUUCUUCUUUCAGGAGAGCUGCUGUGGUCUUCUCUUCAUUGAGGUAUGGCUCUGCAUGGAGAAGAGACUGCUGCAGAAAGGUACCCCUUCGACUCCCCUUCAGGAAGUGGAAUAGGAAAAAAAAAACUACAUUCGUCAGUAACUCUGGGGCAACCACAAGUUAGACAGUAAGCAGGUCAACUGAAACAAGGACGGAGAUUGCUAUAAAACCAACAGUGCUCUCGUUGACACCACACACAAGGCAACACAGCACAGAAAGAGCUUCCUGCACGAAACAGGUGACCAGAGCAAAGUGACAAUGACAUUCCUGCGUGACAUGGCCGUGGUCAAGUCCCUGCUGCUAUUGACAUUGGGGCUGACCCUCCUGGGGGAGGGGGCAGCUCGGAAAACCCCCAAAGCUGGGGAUCCUGCCCUCUGCCCCCUUCCGGAGGACCACACUGUGAGGGUGGACAUCCGUAUCCUCAGGCAGAGUCAGGGCGCUCCCCUCUCGCACGGCUUCCAGAACCGCUCCAGCUCCCCCUGGGACUACAACAUCACCCGGGACCCCCACCGGUUCCCCUCCGAGAUCGCAGAGGCCCGGUGCAGGCACAGGGGCUGCGUCAACGCCGAGGGGAAGGAAGACAGCUCCAUGAACUCCGUCCCCAUCCAGCAAGAGUUCCUGGUCCUCCGGAGGGAGUCCCAGGGUUGCUCUCACUCCUUGCGGCUGGAGAAGGUGCGGGUGACUGUUGGUUGCACCUGUGUCACCCCCAUCGUCCGCUACGUGCGUGGCUUGAGGGCGGCAGAUCAGCUCAGCUGAAGAAGCUGGAGAAACGCCCCUCUUUACCCAGCACUUUGCCAUGAGUCCUGUGUGGUUCCCAAUUCUCUCCACUUCCCAGGUCUCUUCAUAAGAUCUGCAUGGGACUCUCAAAGCUCUGUAUUAGAUAGAGUAACUUUCUGGGGCUUCAGAAUCUUUAUACGGUCCUGAGAUGUUCCAAUGUCCCACCCCGCUGAAAAUAGAUGGAGGAGAAUGCAGGACCCUCACCUACUCUGCUUAUGUGCUAUCAUGACCACCUCCCAGGCAUGCAGUCAUUGGGUGGGGGCCCUGUUGGUAAAAUGGGUUUCCGCUUCACAAAAGGCGACAAA
This is a messenger RNA of Kogia breviceps (pygmy sperm whale), 1742 nucleotides long. It is a transcript of the gene IL17F, whose product is annotated as interleukin 17F. Gene Ontology annotation, molecular function: cytokine activity. Lineage: Eukaryota; Metazoa; Chordata; Mammalia; Artiodactyla; Physeteridae. The record is from RefSeq and is a predicted model, not a curated record. Gene Ontology annotation, cellular component: extracellular region. Gene Ontology annotation, biological process: inflammatory response.